GUCCAAUCCAAAAGGCCAUUCGACACCUUGGUUGGCUGGGAGAAUCAUCAUGGCGCCGGUGCCAAACCCGCGCAAGCCGACGGCCAAGAUCCCGGCGGCGACGAAGCUUGAGAUCCUCGAGCGUCACAGCAGCGGCGAGCGCGUGCGUGAUCUCGCUCUCGAGUACGGCGUGCACCACACAUCAAUCGUCUCGUGGGCGGCGCGCAUCGACAAGAUCCGAGCCGUCGCCGCCCGCGGGCCGGCUGCCAAGACAGCUUUUGUGCCCAUCACGAUCGCCACCAAGGUCGACGCCAUUGCGCGCGUACAGCGUGGCGAGCGCAUCCUCACCGUGGCGCAAUCGAUCAGCGCAGCCUCGAGCGCCGUCAAGUCGUGGGUCCGCGACGCGCCCCGGAUCCGUGCUGUCGCCACGGCCGCCGGCCUCGACGUAGCGCAGUCCCAGCCAAGCAAUAAUGCGGUCGCGCCCAUGCGUCCGAUGAAGCGCGGCCGCGACGAGGCCGAGACAAAGGCGGACCCGCACGGCCGGUCGCUGGCCUCUUUCUACAACGAUGGCCACGAGGCGUCUGCGAUGAACGACACCGAAGCCAACGUCAAGUUCUCGUACAGCGCGCUGUCUGCGCCCUUGUCGCCCGCGUGGGACUCGUCGCCGCCCUCGACGCUGCAGCGAUCCCAGCGAACUACUGGCUCCAACGACCUCAUGACGGCAUACAACGACCACACGUUUGACGAAGCCGGCAUCAAAUCGGACUGCUUCUUGGACUCGCGCGUGCUGGACGAGGCUCUCGAUGCUGUGGACGACGACGACGACGACGAGAAGGCGACGAUCGGCGCCCACUCGCACGCGCGCCGGCACCACUGGCUCGCGUACAAGGCCGCGCAGCGUCGGUGCGACUGCCCGCGCUGUGUCUAUGCGCGCUUCGACCCGCACUGCGUCGCAGCGCCAGUGAUGUACGCGUGCAAAGCCCGCGGCUGCAACGAGGCUUUUCUCACGCAAGGCGCGCUCGUGUCCCACCAGCUCACGGUCCAUCGCAGCGUGUACCCGAUCUCGAAACGGUCGCACAUGGACUGUCUCGAGACGCAGCAAGAGUGCAAGGCCGCGCCGCCGCCGACUGUCUACAUCUUCUUGCAGUACGACCACCCGACACUACCGCCGAUCCAGAACGUCAAUAUCAUGGCCGAGCACUGGCGCGUCCAGGCGCGCUGCGGCGGGAUCCAAAAUCUUCGACCGCAUGAGAUCCGCCCGCGAAAGCGCAGUCGCCACGUCGGCGUCGCCCGCACCGCCAAGAUGGAGCACGCGCUCUACAACGUGUUUCUGGAGGCGUGCAGCCGGUGGCAGUGGGGCGGCAACGACGAGCGCCAAGCACAGUACGAGGAAGCGUACGCCUUUUACGCGCGGUGCGUGCUCACCAAACACCACACACCGACGAACGCUCCGUCGUUCAACCUCGUGGGCCAAGGGCGCAACUGGCUACGACCCGGCAACGACUUAUUUUAAUGCAAUCCACAACAGAGCGAUUGAACAAUUGACGCGUUUUAGCAUUUAGCUGCCCACGAGUCGAGUCGCCCCACUGCAGCUGCGAUAACGUCGAAAGCAUGAGUUCGUGCUACCGCUG
Messenger RNA from Saprolegnia diclina VS20, 1610 nucleotides. RefSeq lists its product as hypothetical. NCBI's taxonomy places the organism in Eukaryota, Oomycota, Saprolegniomycetes, Saprolegniales, Saprolegniaceae. The transcript has a single exon. The coding region runs from base 50 to 1492 and encodes 480 amino acids. The record is from RefSeq and is a predicted model, not a curated record.